CGCAAUAACCAUAAACAAAGGUGUCGGAAUCAGCUGAGCAGGCCUUCACCAACGAUCAUGUCUACCAAACUUAUCACCGAUACCUUCAAACAGGUAAAGAAUACAUCAGCAGAAAAAAGGCAAUACAUAAAACCAGAAGAUAGUAAAACUUUCAUCGAAAAUGUAAAGGAAAGUCGCGACGAAAAGAGGGACUACAAGCAAAAGUCUGAAGAUAACGACUUUGGGAUUCUAAGAAACUUUGAUUUGGAAGCAGAAUAUGGGCCAUGUAUUGGUAUGAGAAGACUGGAGCGGUGGGAGAGAGCAAAUAAUUUUGGACUUAAUCCACCGAAAGAUGUUAAGAGAAUAAUUGAAGAAAAUAUCCAUGAUGAUAGAUAUCUGGAAUGUGUUUGGCAUGAUUAUAACAUUUAAGAAGACACAGUUAGAAGAAAUCUAAAGAGACUUGGUUGUUGGUUCAUUAGUGGGAAAUUAUAUCAUUCAGUUUUCUAUUUAAUAUUUUAAUGCACCAUCCAGCAGAUCUUACUUGUCAUAUUUAAAAUUUAGCAUAUGCUUCUAGUAUUUGAAAGGAUGAGAAACUUUUAGCAAGUUAGAAUAACCAAAUUGUAUAUGUAAAUUGUGUAAAUAGCCUUGCUUUUCUCUACAUAAGCUCAAAUGAAAAGGUGAAAACUCAAA
Molecule: messenger RNA, 669 nt
Organism: Rhopilema esculentum
Lineage: Eukaryota; Metazoa; Cnidaria; Scyphozoa; Rhizostomeae; Rhizostomatidae
Product: DNA polymerase delta subunit 4
Biological process (GO): DNA synthesis involved in DNA repair; DNA-templated DNA replication
Cellular component (GO): delta DNA polymerase complex
Molecular function (GO): DNA-directed DNA polymerase activity
Source: RefSeq, a predicted model, not a curated record